AUGAGGAGCACAGUGCUGGCCCUGGCCUUGCUCUCCCUCCUGAUUGCAGCACGAGAAGUCCGAGGCGAGGGAAACACGGUGAAGCUCUGCGGGAGAGACUUCGUCAGAGCCAUCGUCUUCACCUGUGGUGGCUCUCGCUGGAAAAGGCAUUUGACUGAUUAUCGCUACCUGUUUGAGAGUGAAAAUCCCCUGCCUUUCUCACAAGAGAGCAACGGUGACGCCGACUCCUUGAUGGACACAGACCAGAGCGACAGCAACGAAAUCCGUAACGUCAAGCCUGAGACAGAGAGAGACUUGCCACGCACCAGGAAAAUGUCUACAUUAAAAAAGCGCGAAGUAGCCAAGUUGCUUACCACAUCCUGCUGCAGCAUCGGCUGCAGCGAGAGAGAGAUCAGUUCGUUGUGCUAA
Messenger RNA from Tauraco erythrolophus (red-crested turaco), 408 nucleotides. It is a transcript of the gene INSL5, whose product is annotated as insulin like 5. Gene Ontology annotation, molecular function: G protein-coupled receptor binding; hormone activity. NCBI's taxonomy places the organism in Eukaryota, Metazoa, Chordata, Aves, Musophagiformes, Musophagidae. Gene Ontology annotation, cellular component: extracellular region. The record is from RefSeq and is a predicted model, not a curated record.